Molecule: messenger RNA, 3245 nt
Organism: Micropterus dolomieu (smallmouth bass)
Lineage: Eukaryota; Metazoa; Chordata; Actinopteri; Centrarchiformes; Centrarchidae
Gene: rhot1a
Product: ras homolog family member T1a
Exons: 19
Coding region: 342-2201 (619 amino acids)
Biological process (GO): small GTPase-mediated signal transduction; mitochondrion transport along microtubule; mitochondrion organization
Cellular component (GO): mitochondrial outer membrane
Molecular function (GO): calcium ion binding; GTPase activity; GTP binding
Source: RefSeq, a predicted model, not a curated record
UGGCUUGCUGUAGCUGCCGGGUGCUGGAGGUCGGGCAUGCUCAUGAAACAUUCACUGCGAAUUUCGCCGAAAAUACUGUGAUUAACAUGAAAUUACAGGGAAAUGUGCCACAAACUACCUUUUAAAUUGCAUGUAUGCUGAGCUGAUAAGUCGCAAGUUGAGAGGAAGCGUGUAGAAAACAGCGAGGAGCAACAAAAACUGUCCGUCCGUUUUGUCCUACAAAGGCGCCGAGAGUUUGACAGCGGCAGGACUGAACUGCGCAGGCCGGAGGAGGACGGCGUUCAGACGACUACAUGAAACAAAAAAGACUGUCCUUUCUGUAGAGGGAAGCAAGCUACAAGAUGAGGAAGGACGUGAGGAUACUACUUGUAGGGGAACCCAAGGUGGGGAAGACAUCACUGAUAAUGUCUCUGGUCAGCGAGGAGUUUCCUGAUGAGGUUCCUCUCCGAGCUGAGGAGAUCACCAUCCCAGCGGAUGUCACCCCAGAGAGGGUUCCCACACACAUUGUGGACUACUCAGAGGCUGAACAGUCAGACGAGCAGCUGUACCAAGAAAUAUCAAAGGCAAAUGUUAUCUGCAUAGUUUACUCAGUCAACAAUAAGAAGUCCAUAGAAAAGGUGACAAGCCACUGGAUUCCCCUCAUAAAUGACAGGACGGACAAGGAUAGCAGGGUUCCAUUGAUCCUUGUAGGGAACAAGUCAGACCUGGUGGAACACAGCAGCAUGGAGACCAUCCUGCCAAUCAUGAAUCAAUACCAGGAUAUCGAGACCUGUGUAGAGUGCUCUGCCAAAAACCUGAAGAACAUCUCUGAGCUGUUUUACUACGCCCAGAAGGCCGUUCUCCACCCGACAGGACCCCUGUACUGCCCGGAGGAGAAGGAGUUGAAGCCUUCUUGCAUCAAGUCCUUAACUAGAAUCUUUAAAGUGUCUGACCUGGACAACGACGGCAUCCUUAAUGACAAUGAGCUCAACUUCUUCCAGAGAACGUGUUUCAAUACACCCCUGGCGCCUCAGGCCUUAGAAGAUGUAAAGAAUGUGGUCAGGAGGAACAUGACUGAUGGAGUCAAGGACAACGGACUCUCACUUAAAGGCUUCCUGUUUCUGCACACCCUCUUUAUACAGCGAGGGCGACACGAGACCACCUGGACUGUGCUUAGGAGGUUUGGUUAUGACGAUGACCUGGAGCUCACGCAGGAAUACCUGUUCCCCUUGAUAAAGAUCCCCCCAGACUGCACCACAGAGCUUAACCACAACGCUUACCUCUUCCUCCAGAGUGUCUUUGACAAACAUGACAAAGACAGAGACUGUGCGCUGUCACCAGAGGAGGUGAAGGACUUGUUCAAAGUGUUUCCCUACAUGCCCUGGGGUCCGGAUGUCAACAACACAGUUUGCACUAACGACCAGGGAUGGAUCACAUACCAGGGAUACCUCUCCCAGUGGACGUUAACAACAUAUCUAGAUGUACAACGGAGUUUGGAGUACUUGGGUUACCUGGGCUACUCUAUCAUCUGUGAACAGGAGUCCCAAGCAGCUGCCAUUACAGUGACGCGUAACAAGCGUAUCGACUUGCAGAAGAAACAGACCCAGCGCAGCGUCUUUCGCUGCAACGUCCUGGGUGCUCGGGACAGCGGGAAGAGCGGCUUCCUUCAAGCUUUCUUGGGCAAGAACUUGCAGCGACAGAGGCGGAUUAGAGAAGACCACAAGUCCUUCUAUGCCAUCAGCACAACCUAUGUUUAUGGUCAGGAGAAGUACCUGCUGCUCCAUGAGGUGAUGCCAGAUUUUGACUUCCUGUCAGAGGCGGACCUAGCCUGUGAUGUGGUCUGCCUGGUGUAUGAUGUCAACAAUCCACGCUCUUUUGAAUACUGCGCCAAAGUGUACAAGCAAUACUUCAUAGACAGUAAGACGCCAUGCAUGGUGAUUGCCGCCAAAUCGGACCUGCACGAAUUACGGCAGUACUGCAGCCUCUCACCGCAGGAGUUCUGCCGUAAGCACAAGCUCCACCCACCCCAGCCGUUCACAUGCAACACGACCGACGCACUCAGCAAAGACAUCUACACUAGACUCACCACCAUGGCCAUGUAUCCGCACAUGGCUCAGGCGGACCUGAAGAACUCCACCUUCUGGCUAAGAGCGAGCGUCGGCGCCACAGUGUGUGCCGUGCUGGGCUUUGCCAUGUACAGAGCACUUCUCAAACAGCGGUGAUCAGACAGCAUGACACAACUACUUCCUCCCUUGGUCCCUGUGUUGACUCUGCCCCUUCCCUCCGACCUGAAAGACUCAAAAAACAAAAGACUGGCUGACCAACCAAUCAGGAACAUUGCCUCAGCCCCCAAAUCCACGUCAUCCCCUUCCCACAAUGCAACACGGACAAAAUGAACAAAAUCAUAGGUACAUUUUAUACGCAUUUAAAAGGAAAAAAGUGGUUUAGUUAUUUUGUUUAUGUUGAAGGGAAACGGGCAUGUUGCGUUUGAAAUAUCACUUGUCAGCCUCACAUGUCAAUUUGUAAAUGCUGUUGGUCUAGUCCAAGUAAAACACUACUAGACUCUGGAUGUUUUCAGCUGAUCCAGUGCUCCUUUAUUUUUUUCCUCAGGUCAGUAUUAUAAGUUAGAUGGUUGGUGAGCGGAGCGAGGCAGCCAUAUACAGAAACACCACAAAGGGACUUGAAUCUGUUUAUAGAUAUUGUAUAUGCAGUAUAUUAUGUAUUUCUGAAGAAUUUUAGGAUCGGACCCAUAGACAGAAUCACCACAAGAAGCAACACCUACAGGAGGUAUAAUGUCUAACACUAGAAAGGUCAUGGAUGCCUACACUUGUUUAUUUUGUGUGUUAAUUUAUUAACCCGUUUCUUUGUUUUCUUGUCUGUUCUGAGUGCACUGCAUGAAACAGAUGGAGGGAUUUACAGUUUCCUUGUAUUUUUGUAUUUAGUAUUAUCCAAGCUGUCCUGCUUCAAAGCUGCUUCUGUUUUUAAUUUUCUGCUUUUCAAAUAGAGCUUUGUUCCUCAUAUUUUUAUGAAGUUAGUGGCACCAUAGAGCAAGGGAUUAUGCUAUUAACAGCCAUUCAGCGCACCUCUCCCACUUAAAACUAUAAAAGUGUUUCUUCUCAUUCUUUUUUCCAGCAUUUACAAUAAAAAUUGUAUGAUCUGGCACAGCUGUUAGGUGUGUGUGACUGGGCGAAAUGACAGCUAAUUUAGCAGCAGCAAUGAAAAUAAAAUGGUUUUAAAUAUCUGUAAUAAAUGACAUUUACACCCAA